AUGGUGGUCAUUGUCCUCAUUGGAUUGGCAUUGUUGGGAGUGGCACUCUAUGCCGGAGCCAAAGUGAUUGGACCUGCCAGUCAACCGUUGGGACCCUACGAGUUGGUAGAGAGACAGGAAGGAGAGGAUUUCUUCAACUUUUAUAGCUUUUAUGAAGGCCUGUUCUGUGGGGACGUUCUGGACUUUUUGCACAGCGGAACACGACAACAGGGCAAGGUCAUUGGCGAUGAUGAUGAUGACGACAUUGAUAUUGCCAUGGAAGGUGCCACUCCCCCACCCGCCGAUGCGUCCAAAAAGGAACUUCAUUUCAUGGGAUCCGCUCCUACGGAUGCCGGUCCUCCCAACUGGCCCGUCAAUGGAGAAAUUGAUAUCAUUGAAGGCGUCAAUUAUCAAUCGAACGCCAAGACGGCACUCCAUUCCACCAAGGGAUGUGUCAUGGAUGACAUUCCUGCCGGGACCAUGACGGGAGGAUGGGAUACCGCCGUGGGCAUUCCCGAUCGCAAAACGGGCAUUCCCGACAUGACCAUGCGAUAUGCCCAAAAUUGUUUUGUCUACGAUCCCCAUCAAUGGCUCAAUCAGGGAUGUGUCGCGGUCGAUGAACGCAAUGGAACCAUUGGUAUUCCACUGAAUCAAAAGGGUGGUGGAGUCUAUGCCUUGGAAUGGGAUCCCAUUUAUCGGCAUAUGCGCACGUGGGUCUUUACACCUCACAAGUCGGUACCGGAUAAUUUGAGAGAUGCCAUUCGCACUGCCAAUCUACCACCGGAUCAACGCGUCUUGCCCGAUCCCGAUCUGUGGCCCAUUCCCUAUGGGUACUUUGCCAUUGGCGAAGGAACCAACUGUGCCGCGAAUCAUUUCAAAAAUAUGCGUCUUGUGUUCAACCUGGCAUUUUGUGGAUCCGUCGCGGGAAAUAGGUUUCAAAUGGAUUGCCCGGCGCAGGCGGCACAGUUUGCCACCUGCAAUGAAUACGUGGCCAGUCAGCCGGAAGAAUUGAACGAAGCCUACUGGAAAAUCAGAGGGGUCUAUGUCUAUGAACGAUCGUGGGAACGAGCCUGGAUGAAGUAA
This is a messenger RNA of Seminavis robusta, 1062 nucleotides long. Lineage: Eukaryota; Bacillariophyta; Bacillariophyceae; Naviculales; Naviculaceae. The record is from the annotation of a GenBank genome assembly.